Molecule: messenger RNA, 1555 nt
Organism: Eutrema salsugineum
Lineage: Eukaryota; Viridiplantae; Streptophyta; Magnoliopsida; Brassicales; Brassicaceae
Product: probable serine/threonine-protein kinase PBL18
Exons: 5
Coding region: 162-1346 (394 amino acids)
Biological process (GO): protein phosphorylation
Molecular function (GO): ATP binding; protein kinase activity
Source: RefSeq, a predicted model, not a curated record
AAUUCAUUAUCUUCUGUUUCUUCUCAUAAUUUUAUCUGUUUUUUCCCCUUCUGUUCUUCAUCAGGGAUCCAUAAAGAUUCAACUCUUAUUGCCUAAUCGGACAAGAAACCUCGAUUUCAAUUUUAUUAAACAAUUCACCGUUUCUUUUCGUGAUUUCUCUAAUGGGUAAUUGCUUAAAUUCUCCUGCAAGAGUAGAUAACAGAGAAAGCUCUUUUGGAGGGUCAUCGAGAAUAACCCCUAAACCGAGUAAACCAUCUCGGCUUUCAAGCCUUACAAUACCCUCUUACAACAACAGAAGCUUCACUAGUUCAUGGUCAAGUCAGACACCAAGAAGUGAAGGAGAGCUCUUACCUUCUCCAACACUAAAGGCCUUUACAUUCAACGAUCUCAAAACCGCCACUAGAAACUUCAAAUCCAACAGUCUUAUCGGUGAAGGCGGUUUUGGUUAUGUCUAUAAAGGUUGGAUCGGUGAACAGUCUUUGUCACCUUCGAAACCAGGGUCUGGUAUGGUUGUUGCAGUCAAGAAACUUAAAUUAGAAGGGUUUCAAGGACACAAAGAGUGGUUGACUGAGGUUCACUAUCUUGGGAGGCUUCAUCAUAUGAAUCUUGUGAAGCUAAUUGGAUAUUGCUUAGAGGGAGAGAAGCGGCUUUUGGUUUAUGAGUACAUGCCCAAAGGAAGCCUCGAGAAUCAUUUGUUUAGAAGAGGCGCAGAUCCAAUUCCGUGGAAGACAAGGAUGAAAGUUGCGAUCAGUGCAGCGAGAGGACUUGCUUUCCUCCACGAAGCUAAAGUCAUAUACCGAGACUUCAAGGCCUCUAAUAUUCUCCUUGAUGCGGAGUUCAAUGCAAAGCUAUCUGAUUUUGGAUUGGCAAAGGCAGGACCAACAGGAGAUAGAACCCAUGUGACGACUCAAGUGAUGGGCACACAAGGCUACGCAGCUCCUGAAUAUAUAGCAACGGGCCGGUUAACUGCCAAGAGCGAUGUCUAUAGCUUUGGAGUGGUGCUGCUCGAACUACUCUCGGGACGUCCCACGGUAGACAAAUCGAAAGUAGGAGUGGAACAGAAUCUGGUGGAUUGGGCAAUACCUUAUUUGGUGGACAGAAGAAAAGUGUUUAGAAUAAUGGACACGAAGCUUGGAGGACAGUAUCCUCACAAAGGGGCUUGCGCAGCAGCCAACAUCGCGUUAAGGUGUCUAAACACUGAAGCUAAGCUAAGACCGGAGAUGUCUGAUAUCUUGUCUACUUUAGAACAGCUUGAGACUUUGAAAAAGACGGGCUCUACUCCAAAUGCAAUCAUGUCUCCUUCAUCUCUGUCGGAGAAUCGUAGGAGAUCUCUGCGUUUAAGUUAAAAAGAAGAAGGAGAUUUAGCGACCCUUUUUGAGUCUGUUAUUUAUACUUUUGCAAAGUGUGUUGAAUAGUUUUGUAGUUUCUUUUGCGAUCAUAGGCUUCCUAGUUGAAAAUGUAGACGUAUAUAUAUGGAAAAUUUGAUAAUAGGAUUUAUAUGAUCGAUGGACAUUUAUGAUUUAUAUGAUCGAUGGACAUUUAUGACUUACAUUAG